Messenger RNA from Oikopleura dioica, 1521 nucleotides. The record is from the annotation of a GenBank genome assembly. NCBI's taxonomy places the organism in Eukaryota, Metazoa, Chordata, Appendicularia, Copelata, Oikopleuridae.
AUGAGCGAGCUGAUAAAAAUUGCACAUCUUUAUAACAGAGCGAAGACUAACAAUAUCGAUGAAUUGCUUCAACUUGCCAAGGACCGAGCGAGGCGAUUAGACGACGAACAGUUUAUUGAAAAAGCAAUCAGAUCUCUCGUCCGGAAGCUGAAAAAGAAUGGCCAAAGAAACAGUGUCAAAGACCUGAUAAAAGCAAUACAGGAAGGAAAUAAGAAUUCACCAUGUGUUGUGAUUCCAAGAAGUCUUGACGGGCGCAUGCAAGUGGCCCAGCGAAAAAUCAUUCCUCAUCUACUCUUUUGUCAAAUUUGGCGAUGGCAGGACUUGAAAAAUCAUCAUGAAUUGCGGUCGUCUUCAAAUUGCUGCCACCCAAGCCACCAGCGACCGCGUGAUGACACCUGCAUCAACCCCUUCCAUUAUGAAAGAAUGGCAGCGACACAUGUGCCGCCUGUACUUGUUCCGCGAAUUUGUCCAAACCUGUUUCAAAACGGGACCAUGGGCGGUGGAAUGCCGACAAGCAUGGACUACCAAGGAUGGAACGACAGGGACGAAUCGAGCGAGGAUUACGUCGUUGCGCCAAAUCACGAUCUUCAAAAUCUCGUUCCUCCAUCGCCCGAGAAUCUCCUGCCUGACGACUUGCUAUCAGAGGACUCUGAUUAUCCGCAGUCUCCGAUGGGGUCUGCCAUUUCGCAGCAGCGUUUUUCGCAUUCGCCAAUCUCCUCUCCUGGCUCGCAAAUUAGCGAAUGCAGCAGAACAUCAGUUAUCCAUUUCGCUGGGCCAUCAAGCGAAGGUGAUGAAGGAUCGCGUUCUCCUUCGACUGGCACCGCUGAAAGCAGUGAGGACAACGAGGACAGCGGUGAGAUGGCAGCUCCGCAACCACAACCUACAGGCGCUGCAGAAGCCACAGAAGUUCAAUACGAAGAGAUGGAGACCUGGUGCACCAUUCACUAUUACGAGCUCAACUCAAAACAGGGCCAACCAUUUGAAGGAAAGAGCACGACCGUGAGAGUGGACGGCUCCGCUCAGCAAACUGUUCCUGGCAACAGACUUUGUCUUGGCUCCAUCGAAAGCGACAUUCGAACUAACGAGUCCAGAAUGGCCCGGAAACAAAUCCACGAAGGCGUGGAGCUUCGCUACGAAGGUGGAAGAAUCCAACUUCGAAACACCUCUCCCACUUCUAUAUUCGUUCAAUCAACGAACAUGAACCAGACGCAUCAGCUGCGUUCACAAACAGUCAUCAAGAUUCCCUCAGGACACCAGGCUAUCAUCUUCAACAACACUGAUUUCGCAAAAUAUCUCCGCCAGUCUGUCGACCUCGGCUUUGAAGCUGUCUACAAGCUCAAAAACUUCUGCGUCAUUCGAUUGAGCUUUGUGAAGGGCUGGGGAGCCGACUAUCGCCGCGCGCAUAUCACGUCAGCACCUUGUUGGAUUGAAAUUCAUCUCAACUCACCGCUGCAGUGGCUAGACAGGGUACUCCGCGAAAUGCACAAAAGUUGGGAGAGCACAAUGGGCUCGAUCAGCUAA